Molecule: messenger RNA, 2001 nt
Organism: Cuscuta campestris
Lineage: Eukaryota; Viridiplantae; Streptophyta; Magnoliopsida; Solanales; Convolvulaceae
Source: the annotation of a GenBank genome assembly
GGAAUUCGGAGCUUGUUCGAUUCAGAGUCGGGUAAUCUGGCGUGCUGGAGCAGAACACACCCUGAGUUUUGAACUGAGAUCGCCAGCUCGAAUGGGUGCAGAUAAGCGCUGCUAGGGAUUCGGUACAUUGGGAUUUAUUUCACACUUUCUGUUCAAAUUUUGGAAAGACUCGGGAGUCGAAAUGCCUGGAGCUCGGCAUUGCCCCCGGAUCGAUACUCGCGAGCUGAAACUUCAGAUUGAAAGGAAGAUCGGCCGGCAGAGGGCAGAGCAGUAUUUUCAUCUGUUCGGGAGAUACUUAAGCUUAAAGCUGAGCAGAUCUGAAUUUGACAAGCACUGCAACAGUUUAUUCGGGAGAGAUAAUAUCCGCCUUCACAACGCACUCAUCCAGGCGUUCUUGAAAAAUGCAUGUGUCGCAAAAGCCCCUCCACCCAGAGAUAAGAAAGCGCGGGCUUCGUUGAAUGUGAGUGUACCGAAUGGAUAUGAAAGAGGGAGUCUUCAGUCGCUGUGCAGGGACGUGUUUCCUCAGUCCCCCAGGAAGGGUAGAACGCCUACGCAUCGUGAUCGCAAGUUUAAAGACCGGCCAAGUCCUCUGGGACCAAACGGGAAAGUCAUUACUGCUACAUGUGAAGACUCUGCACAGAAAGUACUUGAACAGCAAAGUGCUACUGAGCUGCUGUCUUUAGGCAGCAGGCCACCUGUUGAAGUUAAUUCUGUGGAAGACGGAGAAGAGGUAGAGCAGGAGGGUAAACCUGCCAUUUACAGUAGGGUUCCUGUCACAGCUCCACUUGGGGUCUCUCUGAUGUCAAGGGCAACAAAGAAAUUUUUACAUCAUGGAGCAGAAUCUGUUCUCCCAGUAGAAACUUGUCAUGUCAGUGGUAAGUUGCCUGAUUCGAGCUCUCUCAAGAAAAGAUUGGAACAGAAGUUGGAGGCAGAGGGGUUGAAGGUUUCCACUGAUUGUGUUAAUCUCUUAAACAAUGGGCUGGAUGCUUAUCUCAAGAGAUUAAUAGAGCCUUGCUUGUCACUAGCUUCUUCAAAGUCAAGACAGAAGAUUGUUCAACAUCAAGCUGUAUCCACUUUAAACGGGAUGAGCACUGUGAGACACGUUAAAAAGCCACACGAAUGUUGUGCUUCAUUGUUAGACUUCCGUGUUGCUAUGGAGUCAGAUCCUAGGGUGCUCGGAGAAGACUGGCCCACACAGCUUGAGAAGAUUUGCGUGCGCGCAUCAGAAGAACCUUUGGUUGAUUAGUGCAAGUUUUGUGUGUGGUUGUGACUUAAGUCAAACAAAGAGUUUUGAUAUGGAUCACAAGUUCAUUACCUGAUCUAGUAGUGAUGCUGACACAGAAGGCUGUUAUAAGCAAUGAGUAACUCAUCUACGUGGUUUCAAGCUAGAAAAAGUUUUGGAUCAAGGUUUUUAGGUUGUAUAUACACCUCAGAGCUGAUUAUUUCUGGAUUGGGGAUUGUUACCUCAUAAAGCCUUCUGGAUUUUCCGAUCAAAGUGCCAAGUAGAAAAAGAUGGAAGUAAAUAUCAGUUUGAGUGGUGAAGCAGCGGCAAGUAGAAAAAACAGACUGUGGUGGAGCAGUACGAGUGGCAACGACGGCUAGAAAAACAAAGACGGAGGUGAAGCAGUGCAAGUCAGUCAAGUUGGUUGAAUGAGAUCGUGUAUUAUAUUCAAGGGCAUAUUGAGAAAGUCAAUAACUUUUUAAACGUUUCUUAAUCACUGUUCUUGGUCAAACCGGGAACAUUAUUUUUUGGACGGAGGGAGUAUUAUUUUAUCCUCAGCAUACAGUUCUAUUUCCAGGAAGUCAAGUAAAUAGCUGCAUGACAUUUGUUUGGGAUGUCCCAAAAUGGUACUCAAGCAAAGGUUAGGUUUGCAAGAAAAGUCAUUUUUAUCCAAAAGUAUUGCAUCUGCAGUAUUCCAAGGUACCAGACAAAUGUAAGGAUACUGACAGAAAAGUUCAAUUUUUUUUAAACCACAGAAAUAAGAAAAGCACUUUUAUGGG